AUGUUCAAGGCAGAACCGGCUGCCAGCACUGACUUCCGGGAUGCAGACGGAUACGACUUGGUGGGCGCCUGCUGCUCCUUGGAGUCUUGCGGGCUUCGGGACUUCCUUCCCUUCACAUGCCCUCAUUGCAGCCGCAACUUUUGUCAAGACCACGUGGCCCCGGCCAAGCACGACUGUGGCCAAGCAACGCAGUCACAAGGUAUGGUCGCUGCACUAUGCCUUCACUGUGGGACGACGGUGAAGUGGGAAGACGCGGCUUCAAGCGAGCAGGAGGCCAUGACCGAACAUCUGAAGGUGUGCAAGCCCUUGCCACAGACAGCCAGAGAGACUUGCCCUGCCAAAGGCUGCAAGACCAAGCUGAACACAAUGAAUUCGGUGGUCUGUCCGGAGUGCAAGGCCAAGGUCUGCUUGAAGCACCGCUUCGAGGACCAGCAUCCUUGUCGUGAGAGCAAGGGAGAGUGGCUGUCGAGACUGUCCUCGGACCGCCGAGAGAAAGCUUUGCCAAACAGGGCUGCGCAAAACUGGGGCUCUGGCGUCACGGGCUCGCGGGUUGCGGCACCGCAGCAUGCUGGCGAGGCGAAGCUCAGCUACAACCGAAGCCUCUCCAAAAGUGCGCGUGAGUUUGAGCUGAAGCUGAGGACGCCUGGUGAAGCCUCAACGGGCUCGGAGGUUGUGGAAUCGAAGCGAUUGGUUCCCGAGGCGCCUGCUUCAAAGCUCCUAGAACUGCGGAGAGCUCUUGGCAAUUCGGAGGAGGCGGCAGAUGAGAGGCCAGGCUUUGCCUGUCGACCUUGCGCCGCCCGUCGAAAGUUGCUGUCCAAUGUGGCGGCCGAUCCUCGGAAUCCCAAAUUCCGCAACGUGAAGCGAGAGAACAAGGCGAUCCAGGAGAAAAUCCUUCGGGUGCCUGGAGGGGAGGAACUCAUGAAGGCCAUCGGCUUCGAGGAUGCGGGUGAGAUGCUGUCCUUGCCUGAGACGGUAGCCCCGAAGCGUAUCGAAGCCAUUUUGCAGCUCAUCUUGUCCUGA
Molecule: messenger RNA, 1020 nt
Organism: Symbiodinium necroappetens
Lineage: Eukaryota; Dinophyceae; Suessiales; Symbiodiniaceae
Source: the annotation of a GenBank genome assembly